This is a messenger RNA of Aspergillus saccharolyticus JOP 1030-1, 1497 nucleotides long. Its product is annotated as MOSC domain-containing protein. The record is from RefSeq and is a predicted model, not a curated record. Lineage: Eukaryota; Fungi; Ascomycota; Eurotiomycetes; Eurotiales; Aspergillaceae. The transcript has 2 exons. Gene Ontology annotation, molecular function: molybdenum ion binding; pyridoxal phosphate binding; catalytic activity. Bases 93 to 1172 code for a protein of 359 amino acids.
CUCCUGCGCACCUUUCUCUGAUCCUAUCCCUCUCAAUACUCCACAAUCAUGACUCCCUAGAUUUCGAAACAAUUGUUUUAACUCUUGCUAAAAUGCCCAGCCUGAUUCUCGUUGCAAUAAUUCUUCUCCCCCUCCUCCUCCUCGCUCCAAUCCCCCACCUCCAAACCUGGCUCGCAACCCACCUCUCCCACGCCCUCACCCUCCUGACGCACCGGCGCAACCAGCCCAAACAAUCCCACGAAAUUGUCUCCUUACGAGUCUACCCCAUCAAAUCCUGCCGGGGCCUCACCCUCCCGCGCACCAAGCUCCUGCAGCAUGGCCUCGACCUCGACCGCCGGUGGAUGAUCGUCGACGCCACGACGCACACCUUCCUCACCAUCCGCCAAAACCCGCGCAUGACACUCAUCACAACCGCCUUAACCCCAGACACCACCGAGGCCACCGAGACCCUCCACCUCAGCAUCACCGUCCCCGCCGCCUCCUCCUCAUCCUCCCGCACAACCACCAUCACCAUCCCCGCGCACCCCACCCCCGCCUGGCUCGCUGCGCACACAACCUUAGCCACGGACAUCCGCAUCUGGGACACCACGACCGACGGGCAUAUCUACGAUGCGGCGAUCAACGCGCCCCUAAGCAACUUCCUCGGCCGCGACGUCGCGCUGGUCUACAAGGGCCCCACCCCGCGCAUCCUGCAGGGGAACGGCGCGCCCCGGCGGCUGGGCCGCGAGCAAGCGACCAACUUCCCGGACGUGCAUCCCGUGCUGCUCGCGUCGGAGGCGUCGCUGGCGGAGUUGAACGGGCGGUUGGUCGCGCAGGGCGAGGAGAAGAUCACCGUGGAGCGGUUCCGGCCCAAUGUGGUGGUGCGCGGGGAGGUGGCGUGGGAGGAGGAUACGUGGAAGACGGUCCGGAUCGGUGGGACGAAGCUGGAGUUGGAUGUCGUGGCGCGCUGCGCUCGGUGCCAGGUGCCGAAUGUGGAGCCGGCGACGGCAGUCAAACACAAAAAGCAGCCGUGGGAUACGCUCAUGGCGUAUCGGCGCGUCGAUGAGGGGAUGAAGUAUAAGCCGUGUUUUGGAAUGUUGAGUGCCCCGCGGCAGGAGGGGGAGAUUGCGGUGGGGAUGCGGUUGGAGGUGUUGGAGGAGACGACGAAGCAUCGGUAUAUUGCUGGAUUCUAAAGGGCUUGGAUGGUACUGAUUCAUAAGAGGAGUCCGUAGCGAGGGACUGGGUUUCUACAUCCGGUUCAUGACAGGAUAGUAAUGAGUCAGACUCCGCUACUACAUGCAUGUCAUGAUGAAGUGAGUCUUUCGGCUACUACUGUCUUGUUCACAGUCAAAUCUCAUUGCGAGACAGACGCAGAUUUGAGAGGAAAGCCAAGUCAAACAUAAGAGCCUACAAGCCAUCCCACACAGCGGGCGUAGCUUGUUACGUACCGUCUACAAACGGAAAGAGGGUCAAUAGAUGCAGUGUAAACCGACCACACCUCGAGCGAGACGUAGCCAG